CCAGGGCUCUAGUGGGGGCGGCGCUCCCCCCAUCCUGCUCAGGCCUGGGCGGGGGCGCCCGGCGCCCUUACUCGUGGGAGCCGCCGUCCUGCGCAGGGGUCCCCACGGCACAGCCCCCUGGAGACCCCUCCUGGACUGCCGAGGGCCCCUCCACAAGUCGGGGUCCGAGGCCUGGCUCGGGCCCGCCUCUGUGGCCACUUGGGCAAACUUUCCGCGAGCUCAGGUCUCUUCCCCGCCGCCUCCGGGCCCCUCCCCACGGCUCUCAGGGCAGGGCCUCCGUCAACAUGGGAUUGGAGGCCCCGAGACUGCCGGGGGCCGAGGAGGCCCCAGUCAGGGUAGCCCUGCGCGUGCGACCACUGCUGCCCAAGGAGCUUCUGCACGGGCACCAGAGCUGCCUGCGGGUGGAGCCAGGGCCUGGCUGCGUCACCCUGGGCCGGGACCGCCACUUUGGCUUCCACGUGGUGCUGGAUGAGGAUGCGGGGCAGGAGACCGUGUACCAGGCCUGCGUGCAGCCACUCCUCGAGGCCUUCUUUGAGGGCUUCAAUGCCACCGUCUUCGCUUACGGGCAGACAGGCUCCGGCAAGACCUACACCAUGGGGGAGGCCAGUGUGGCUUCCCUCCAUGAGGAUGAGCAGGGCAUCAUCCCGAGGGCCAUGGCUGAGGCCUUCAAGCUCAUUGAUGAGAAUGACUUGCUCGACUGCGUGGUGCAUGUGUCCUACCUGGAGGUGUACAAGGAGGAGUUCCGGGACCUGCUGGAGGUGGGCACUGCCAGCCGAGACAUCCAGCUUCGGGAGGAUGACCGUGGGAAUGUCGUGCUGUGCGGGGUCAAAGAGGUGGAUGUGGAGGGCCUGGACGAGGUGCUGAGCCUCCUGGAGAUGGGCAACGCUGCUCGGCACACCGGGGCCACCCACCUCAACCGCCUGUCCAGCCGCUCACACAGCGUGUUCACCGUGACCCUGGAGCAGCGGGGCCGAGCCCCAAGCCGCCUGCCCCGGGCUGCCGCUGGCCAGCUGCUCGUGUCCAAGUUCCACUUCGUGGACCUAGCGGGCUCGGAGCGGGUGCUCAAGACGGGCAGCACGGGGGAGCGGCUCCGGGAGAGCAUCCAGAUCAACAGCAGCCUCCUGGCACUGGGCAACGUCAUCAGCGCCCUGGGUGACCCCCAGCGGAGGGGUGGCCACAUCCCCUACCGCGACUCCAAGAUCACCCGCAUCCUCAAGGACUCGCUGGGUGGCAACGCCAAGACGGUGAUGAUCGCCUGCGUGAGCCCCUCGGCCUGCGACUUCGCCGAGACCCUGCACACGCUCAACUACGCCAGCCGCGCGCAGAACAUCCGCAACCUCGCGGCGGUCAACUGGCGGCCCGAGGCGGAGCGCGCGGAGGAGGCGGCCGGGGGCGCGCGGGGGCCGCCGCGGCACCGCUCGGAGACGCGCAUCAUCCACCGCGGCCGGCGCGCCCCCGACCCCGCGCCCCCCGCGGCCGCGCGCCUGGGCGCCGAGUGCGCGCGCUACCGGGCCCGCACGGACGCCGCCUACUGCCUCCUGCGCGAACUGCAGGCCGAGCCCGGGCUGCCGGGCGCCGCUGCCCGCAAGGUGCGCGACUGGCUGUGCGCCGUGGAGGACGAGCGCAGCGCCCUGAGCUCCGCCUCAGGCCCCGACAGCGGCAUCGAGAGCGCCUCCGCCGAGGAGCACAAGGGGGCCCGGGCAGGGCCGGGGGAAGAUGCGGGGGCGAUGCAGAUGCUGGCCCUGCAGAGCCAGGUGGCCCGGCUGGAGGAGGAGAACCGAGACUUCCUGGCGGCACUGGAGGACGCGAUGGAGCAGUACAAGCUGCAGAGUGACCGGCUUCGAGAGCAGCAGGAGGAGAUGGCGGAGCUGCGCCUGCGUCUGGAGCUGGUGCGGCCGGGCUGGGGGGCCCUGGGGCUCCUGCAGGGGUGUUUUGUACCGCGGCCUCACACGGCCCCCCUGGGGGGUGCCCACGCCCAUGUGCUGGGCACGGUGCUCCCAGCCGGCCUUGCAGGAGAUGCAGCUGGCCCUGAGGACUGGGGAGAGGUGACAGAUGGCAGGGACGCAGGAGCCAGACUGCUGGAGGAGGCUGGCCGGCUGGGCAGUGGGUCUUCAGCGACGUCCGAGGAGGAGUUGGAGGAGGAGGAGGAGGAGGAAGAGAAGGAGGAGCCGCAGAGGGCCUUGCACUUGCGCAGAAACGGGGUCAGCAAGUGGAGCCAGAGGCCAGGGGCCCACCCAGGAAGUCUGCCCAGCACGAAGGGCCCAGAGCUUUGCCUGGAGGAGCUGGGGGCAGCUGUCCCAGGGCCCAGAGCUCAGGCUCAGCCCCGCCGGGCCCCUUCGGCUUCGGCCUCUGAGUGGCGGCUGGCCCAGGCACAGCAGAAGAUUCGGGAGCUGGCCAUAAACAUCCGCAUGAAGGAGGAGCUCAUUGGGGAGCUGGUCCGCACAGGGAAGGCAGCCCAGGCGCUGAACCGCCAGCACAGCCAGCGCAUCCGGGAGCUGGAGCAGGAGGCCGAGCGGGUGCGGGCCGAGCUGAGCGAGGGACAGCAGCAGCUGCGGGAACUGGAGGGCAGGGAGCCCCAGGACGCUAGUGAGCGGUCCCAGCUGCAGGAGUUCCGCAAGAGGGUGGCCGUGGCCCAGAGCCAGGUGCAGGUGCUGAAGGAGAAGAAGCAGGCCACUGAGCGGCUGGUGUCGCUGACGGCGCAGAGCGAGAGGCGGCUGCAGGAGCUGGAGAGGAACGUGCAGCUCAUGCGGCAGCAACAGGGCCAGCUGCAGCGGCGCCUGCGUGAGGAGACGGAGCAGAAGCGGCGCCUGGAGACUGAGAUGAACAAGCGGCAGCACCGCGUGAAGGAGCUGGAGCUGAGGCACGAGCAGCAGCAGAAGAUCCUGAAGAUCAAGACGGAGGAGAUCGCGGCCUUCCAGAGGAAGCGGCGCAGUGGCAGCAACGGCUCGGUGGUCAGCCUGGAGCAGCAGCAGAAGAUUGAGGAGCAGAAGAAGUGGCUGGACCAGGAGAUGGAGAAGGUCCUGCAGCAGCGGCGGGCACUGGAGGAGCUGGGGGAGGAGCUGCACAAGCGGGAGGCCAUCCUGGCCAAGAAGGAGGCGCUGGUGCAGGAGAGGACGGGGCUGGAGAGCAAGCGUCUGCGCUCCAGCCAGGCCCUCAAUGAGGACAUCGUACGGGUGUCCAGCCGGCUGGAGCACCUGGAGAAGGAGCUGUCAGAGAAGAGCGGGCAGCUGCGGCAGGGCAGCGCCCAGAGUCAGGAGCAGAUUCGCAGGGAGAUUGACACGCUGCGCCAGGAGAAGGACUCCCUGCUGAAGCAGCGCUUGGAGAUCGACGGCAAGCUGAGGCAGGGCAGCCUCCUGUCGCCCGAGGAGGAGCGGACACUCUUCCAGCUGGAUGAGGCCAUCGAGGCCCUGGAUGCGGCCAUCGAGUACAAGAAUGAGGCCAUCACGUGCCGCCAGCGGGUGCUGCGGGCCUCAGCCUCCCUGCUGUCACAGUGUGAGAUGAACCUCAUGGCCAAGCUCAGCUACCUCUCGUCCUCAGAGACCAGAGCCUUGCUCUGCAAGUACUUUGACAAGGUGGUGACACUCCGGGAGGAGCAGCACCAGCAGCAGAUCGCCUUCUCGGAGCUGGAGAUGCAGCUGGAGGAGCAGCAGCGGCUGGUGUACUGGCUGGAGGUGGCCCUGGAGCGGCAGCGGCUGGAGAUGGACCGGCAGCUGACCCUGCAGCAAAAGGAGCACGAGCAGAAUGUGCAGCUGCUCCUACAGCAGAGCCGAGACCACCUGGGCGAGGGGCUGGCCGACAGCAGGCGGCACUACGAGACCAGGAUCCAAGCUCUGGAGAAGGAGCUGGGCCGCCACGUGUGGCUCAACCAGGAGCUGAAGCAGAAGCUCAGCAGCUUGAGCACAGCGGUGCAGAGCAGAGGUGGGGACAAGAGGACACUGUUCCUGGAGCGACCGCCACCGGGGAGUGAGGAGCUGCACAUGGGGCCUGAUCUGCUCUGGCAGCCCCCUCUCCCCGAGGGCAACCCCCGCCCGGAUGUGCGGGACUUGGUCCGUGCCCCCUUACCGCUGACAUGGAAACGGUCCAGUCUGUGCGGGGAGGAGCAGGCUGCCGUGGAGGAGCCCCUGGGGGGCCGGGUGUUCCCCGUGGGUGAGGGGGGGCUGACGUGGAGCCUUAAGCCCCGAAGGGACCUGCGCAGGGGCAGCCCCAGCAUAAUCGACGUUAGGAAGAACCCCCUGUAGCUCAGGGGUACAGCUGCCUGUACUGUACCUGUGGGGUGGUGCUUACACCUCAACCGCAGAGCAAGGCCACAGUUCCCAAGAAGUGGACCCUAGUCAGCUUAAAACCCACAGCAAACCUCUGCCACUAUGGCACUUGGCGGCCACUGCUUGAGAAAGUCUGGGUCUCACACCACCCUGCCGUGUCUACAGAUCUGGGUGUCCACCCAGGCUAGUGACAGUGAGCCCAGUGGCAACAACAGUAUUUGAAGUGGCCUCGUGGGGGAAAACUUGGAAGUAGCAGGGUUUCAGAACUUUGUAAAACUUUGUAAAACCAUUUUGUAAUAAAGGACACUCAUCUCUG
Messenger RNA from Erinaceus europaeus (western European hedgehog), 4578 nucleotides. It is a transcript of the gene KIF7, whose product is annotated as kinesin family member 7. The record is from RefSeq and is a predicted model, not a curated record. Gene Ontology annotation, molecular function: ATP binding; microtubule motor activity; microtubule binding. Gene Ontology annotation, biological process: mitotic spindle organization; microtubule-based movement. The transcript is spliced from 19 exons. Bases 285 to 4238 code for a protein of 1317 amino acids. NCBI's taxonomy places the organism in Eukaryota, Metazoa, Chordata, Mammalia, Eulipotyphla, Erinaceidae.